AUGCUAUUUCCAGAUAAGGGGAGUGGGGGAGAAGCUGAGAAAGCUGACGAGAAAGUUGAUGAAAAUGAUGAAGGCCAACCACUUCCAGGAACUGCUAGACAUAGGGAAUUUUAUCCAGAAGAGGCAUUAACAGUUGGAAUUUCUGUAAGCCUGCCAGAAGCCUUUGAUGAGUACACAGGUGGGCCCUUUUUUGGAAACAAAGAAGAGGCUUUGAAGUUCAGAAAGUUUUGGGGAGACAAAGCAGAGUUGUAUCAAUUUAAAAGUGGCACCAUGGAAUGUGUUUGGGUGGAUAAUCACAAAGGAGAGAAAAAAGGCUAAAGCAAAUCGAUAAAAUGCAAUGGUUGCUAUUGAUUAAGAAAUGGGGUUUGUGUUGUGGAUCGUGAUUUAAAGGCAUUGGGUAGUGGAUUUGCACGGUUUUCACAACCUGUUUUCCAGAGAUGCUUAGAUAUUAUCCAUACUCAACAGCUGAUCCUGCUACAUGGCCAACAAUGAUCUCUAGGGUCUGCUAGAAGGAUUGGAGAUUACACUUAAGCGUCUAUCUAAGACUUCACGCCAAGGACUUGAUGAAUUUAAACUAGCAAUGUUUUACUUGAUUUGGACAUGAACCCUAAGAUAUAAUACUUUGGCAUGGCUAGAAGCUUUGGAGGAAACGAGACUCAAGCAGAAGCAAACACACAGAGAGUUGUUGGCACAUAGUAAGCUAGAUAAUGCAACUGUAUAUAAACUCUACUUCUCUUGAGUUCAUUUUUUUAUUACAUUUACUUACUAUUGGAAUAAUUAUUUGUAUUUGACAUAUUAGUGAAAUGAAUUAUCUUUGUUAUUUAUG
Lactuca virosa is the source of this 826-nucleotide messenger RNA. The record is from the annotation of a GenBank genome assembly. NCBI's taxonomy places the organism in Eukaryota, Viridiplantae, Streptophyta, Magnoliopsida, Asterales, Asteraceae.